Messenger RNA from Truncatella angustata, 2285 nucleotides. RefSeq lists its product as uncharacterized. The coding region runs from base 69 to 2165 and encodes 698 amino acids. Lineage: Eukaryota; Fungi; Ascomycota; Sordariomycetes; Amphisphaeriales; Sporocadaceae. The record is from RefSeq and is a predicted model, not a curated record. The transcript has 4 exons.
UUUCGUCCAAAAGUCACAAUCAUAACAGUCCGGAUUUGACCACAUCAUCAACACAAUUGUGGUUCACGAUGGCUGCCAACCGCUCUUCAAGCGAUUCAAGCGGAGGUGCCCUACUUCGCUCAGGUGCUCUCGAGGCCACUCCUCAGCAGGACGACAGGGAGUCUACCAGAAGCAGCGAGUCUCCUACUGACGACGAAAUGGCAUUGGUCCAAGCCAGCGAUAAAUUCAACCGUCUAGCCAACGAUGCUCACGGAUAUCGCCCUUUGGUCGCUGCUGAUGAAUACCACCAAGGUCAUCAGCUUCAGCGCCCUCCGACCACCCAUCCCGGCCAGUCUCCAUUCGGACAGAACAUAGGCGUACCUCCUAACAUUGCUAGCAGUCCUCUCUAUCGUGGGUUUGGAGAUAUACAGGCCCGCCUCGUCACUGCGCAGCAAUAUGUCCGCAUCACUCCUGGUUUCACCAAUGAGCAGGCACAAACCGUUCAGCAGCUUCUGGUGGGGGUUGGACAAGACUUGACUCGUUUUGCUACUACGGUCAUCCAGGAGCACACGAAGAGCCAGCACCAGGCAGGCGAUCUGCGUGUACAAUAUGAGAAAGCGCAGAACGAGCUUCUCUCAAGACGGAAGCAGAUUUUAGAGCUUCAAGAACAGUACAAAGAGCUUGCUCUGGAGAAAGACCUCGAAGCCAAGACAGUUGCCAGUCUUGAGAGACAGAUCGAAAGUCACCAAGGUGAGGUGAAGCGCCUUCAGAAGCUUACUAAAGACUACGAUCAUAAGCAUGCGAAGCAAGUUCAGUCCCUUGAGGAUGAGAUAAAGUCUCUCCGAUUGUCUCAAGGAACCAACAUGCAGCUAGUCAAGCUGUCGAAUACCCCCCAAAACAAGGCAUCACAUGAAGACCCCGACAGGGAUGAAGAGCAGAGCUUGAAGAAAAACAGAACUCCUGCACCUGAGCGUCGCAAGUCGUCUCUCGAUCCCACUGCACCAGAGUUUGGUCCAAGAAGCUCAAAGACCGACCAUUCUAAGGAGAUGCUGCCGCUACUUCGCAAGUAUGCUAAUGAAGGCGCAGCUAAGGCCGCAGGCCGAGGCCUGGAGUCUCAAGACUCUCGUGCUUACGGUAAUAAUAGCAACAAGUUCGAGCCAUCAAGACAUACACCUACCAGAAUGGGCUUCCGUGGAGGUUCAUCUGGUUUCUCGUCUGGUCCAAACAACGCUUUCAACGCCAACUCCAGAGCUCUCGUGCCAUCUAAUCCUCAGCAGCAGGGUCGCUUUAGAUCGACCGCUGAAUUUAUCAACGUCGAUCACAGCAAGCUCCAGAACAAAGUCGAGUGGAGCGCAGAAGACGUCACGCUUGGCUUUGUGCGUCUCUUUGGCAUGAUUGAGGGACUGGUUGCCCAACAUCACGUCCAACCGCCCUUCAACGAGAGUGAUAACAUGCUGAUGAUGUCUCAUCCCGCCACUUGGAACUACAUCCUCUCAAUGGGCCUGAAGAACCAGGCUCAGAGCGCUUCUCACAUGCUUGACCUGCUUACCAGGUUUGACUACCGUCACUAUGUCAUGAAGCGCAUCAUUCUCGACUACAUCAUCAAUCGAAUCAUCGUCCCUGAAGUUUUCUUUGGCUUCAAUGAAGCCAUCGACAAUCACCUAAAUGUCCUGCAGAAUCGCAUGAAGUCGCGCGUGCCCGGUCAGAAUGGCCCGAAUAUUGCCCGUCCACAGGGGCUUGAGAGACAACGAAUUGUCACUGAUCAUGCCAAGGUGAUUCAGUUCAUCAUCGAAGCACCUGAGCAUGAAGACUUCAAGAAGCGCAUGGUUGCUAAGCACACGCAAAUGCUUUCCAGCAUCCUUAGACCUGUGCGAAGUUGCUCCGUCGAGGAUGAGCAGGCCGACAAAGCCUUGUCCAUUGUGGUCAAUGCUGCUUACACUGUGUCAACAAGGAUCUGGGUCUCUGGCAUGACCCUACACUAUUAUUUCCCUGAGACUGGUAGCAAGUUUGCUUACGGAACCAUGCGUUCUCUCAACUAUGUCGACGUCCCUAGUGACCAGAUGCAAUACCAGCAGUACCGCAUAAUGCUCGUCGUCACACCUACGCUGAGUUUGCGGGAUGAUCGUGACAUGGAUCGUCUUCGAACGCAUGAACUCCUCAAGGCCGAUGUGCUUGUCAUGCGUUGAGCACCCUUGUCAGUCCUAAACCAGACAACCGCGCCAUCCAUUCUUACCAAAUUAUCAAGGGUUUUCGGUUUUUUUUCAGGGCGGCACGACUCUUUCUUUCCACGUCGAGUCGUGUGACGC